Molecule: messenger RNA, 4783 nt
Organism: Nematostella vectensis (starlet sea anemone)
Lineage: Eukaryota; Metazoa; Cnidaria; Anthozoa; Actiniaria; Edwardsiidae
Exons: 4
Coding region: 503-4783 (1426 amino acids)
Molecular function (GO): calcium ion binding
Source: RefSeq, a predicted model, not a curated record
AUGAGUGUGAUGGGCUAUUUCGGUUGCUGACAGUGAACAGGAACAAGAAGCCAAAUCUUCACAACACAACUUCAUACGACCUGACUAUGACCUGACGACUUCAUACGUCUCUGGAACUUUCUAUCUUUUUUGCUUUAGAAUAAAAUAAAACAUGCGUGCAGUACUAACACUUUUUACAGGCAAAGAGUUAAAUGAAAAUAAGGAUAUAAGAAAUAGUGUCGACCUCCUUGGAAAUUGUUUUUUAUCUUUUGAGGGUCAACAAAGAAAAACACCGGGGGUUUUCAACUCAUUGAUCCCUAUUCAAUUGGCUGGCGUCGUGCUGAGGGCGGAAUCUUUGCUAGAUUGAUUCUAUUCAAUUUAUUUUGCAAGUACUCCUGCAACUUACUUAACAAAAGUUUUUAUCGAUAUAUUUUAUGCGGGAAACCGAUCUCAAAGAACUGCAGCUACAGCGGCGUUAGAACAGCCGUCAAAUCGCAGGAGUAGCUGCCGCAAACAAUCCACCAUGUUAAAGGUUUUGUUGUGCUUACAACUUGUGGUCAUUGGCUGGACAGAAGGGGUGAAACUUUCGAUUCCAAUCCUGCACAUGAAGCUUGUUGACUUUCCAACAAACAACAACUGGGAAACAGCUAAUCCACAAUCCAUUGAUCUUGCCCAAAAGUUCUGUGCAAUUCAUCUUGUGCAGCUUGAUUCAAACUGGAAUGUUUCUCAAGUUUAUGGAACUGCGGUUAAUAGGAUUAGUUCAUUUGUGUACAACGACUACAUCAAUGUUCAGAGUCCGAGACCUGCCUCAAAUUUAUCCACAAUUAACUUCCACUGGAGUUACAGCGUUCCCGAGGAAGACAUUCAAGGCACAGAGCUCAACGACGGACCAAAGCUACAGUUCUAUGAGUUUGGUAGGAUACAAGAAUUGAUGCUAAGAAACAUUAGUAAGCAGAUGGAGAUAGACCUGAAUGCAGUAGCACGUCGCCUUGGCGUCACUGUAAGAGAUCUUAGCUAUUCCUACGAUCCGGCACGCUGGGAGCAGGUGAACCAUGUCAUGGUGAGCGAGGGUAUAAAGGUACACGCUGUGAAACUGGACUUGAGUGGUGUUGACCCUCUUGCACAGCUCGUGCGACUCACAUCUUUACAGCUCCAAAAUGCCACCUUAUCCGUUUUUCUUGAACUCGUUCCCCCUUUGUUCCCCAAAAAAUAUAUUCUGGACUCAAACACAACCACGGAAAUGCUGAACAGUUUAAGAAUCUCCUCUGAUUCGAGCAUUGUUACCAUUGGACGUCUUGUAAAUUAUACCACAGGGCUCACAAGUAAAGACUUCGGCAUAAUUUACAACCUGACACAAAAUCAGUACAUUGCAAUGGAAAAAGCCACUCUACUGCAGAUAUCGGAGGCUUGUGGGAUGUCCAACACCCAGCUAAUGAGUAUGACCCUUCCCGACAUAUCUCGUAGUGUCUUUGGGUCCACGGUUGUACCUGCUCCGUGUUUAAUUCUUGUCCGAGAGAAAGGUGUCGCUAUCAGUGCUUUGGGCGUUUCUAGUCCUGGAGCGAAGACGGCACUGCAACUUCUUCUUGCAGCCACGGGACAAAAAUGGCGACAGGCCCGUUUGACAGAGAGUUUGGAACUUGCUGACUGGGAUAUUUUAGACAGUGUCACAGUAGACGAGUUCUCUAAGAUCGCUAAUAUGACAAAUCUGCUGAGUGGGUCUGUAAGUGACCUCAUAGCAAAAAUGAAGACGAACGGACUAAGCACACAGAUACCGGCACAUAAAACCAUCACAAAACAAUUUUUAGAAAAUGUGUUUAAUAUUUCCUCAGUUGAGGUGUCUUCGAUAACAGGCGUUUCGUCUGCUGAUCUCCAGUCAAGCGCUUCACCAAAGCUAGUAGAAACCUUUUUGAACGCAACAACUGCAUUUUUUAACAUCACAAUCGAUGAUAUCCGUAAAUCACUAAACGUCACAUUCGAGGAACUAAUGCACACACCGACGGUAGAACUUCAAGAUGUCACCCCGUAUGUCAUCACCCACGCGGUGCGAGAGCAAGCAACGUUGCUUAACGUGUCAGAGGUUGUUGCGAACAACCUAAUGCAUGUGUUCCCUGAUAAUGGUACCAUCGCACAACUUAAGGCAGGGGUUGACAUCGUAAAGAGCAUCAUAGCCAUGAGAAGCGCAUACGAACAGCGUUUUAUACAAACAUAUCUUGAUCAAAGCUCAGUGUCGGAUUCUGGCUUUGAUAACAUGACAAUUCUUGGAGCUGCUCUUAGUACAAGCGGUUUUCUUAAAGACCAAGUAAGAUUUCUAUACGGGCUCAACCCUGAGCAGAUGUUCAUUCUAGAAGCCCUGAAGAUCAGAGACCUUCAGGUAUAUUGUGGCCUUGGUGACUCUCUACUAAAGUCCAUGACUCCUUUUGAUUUGACGGCAGCAUUAGUAGGGCUUGCUGCCUACGCUCCAUCUUGCAAGGCCACAGGGUUUUAUAUCGCAGCAAAGACACAGACAUUAAGCAAGGCGCGGAGUGUAUGUACAUCUCUAAAUAACAUGGACAUGUCCUUAAUGCGACUCACAGAGAACUGCACAGGUCUUACUUGGCGCUACAGUGCAGAUAUAAUGCGUCUUCGCUUGCAGGACUGGACAGCCACUGACAAAAUGACCUUAACAACACUUCCUAGUCAUACUGAUCUGACACUCCUUUUGGUACCAGAGAAGACUUUCCAGUACUUGCUGGAGAAGGCCGUUUCUGCUCGUCCUGACUCUUCUGUGAUGACCGCGUAUCGGGAACCUGUUGUACAACAACUUUUAGAUGUGUUUAGCACAAGUACUGCAGAAAUGUCACAAGUUCUCGGGGUAUCUGAAGAAAGCAUAGGCUCACUGUCGCUGACUGGUGUUGUAGAACAAGUGAUUAACCUUGUAAGGUCAAAGUACAAGGUCGACCUGAUUCCUACAGCGCAGUCUUUGAUCGUUUCUGUUGAUAACCUGAAGUUUCUUGCUCCGACUGAAUGGAGAGAGGUCAUCCCAGGCUUGAAGCAAGAGAUUCUGCUAAGUGGAAGCAAUAUGCUGAAUGUCACAGAAAGUGAUUUCGGUAACCUUUUGUUAUUUGCAAACAUCACAGAGUUGUCCCUGGAGCAGAUAAAGACAAAGUGGGACACUGACUUUAAAAGAAUCUUGAAUGGGAAAAACCUUGCGGAAAAUAAGACGAUCUCUGAAAUAGCAAGAGAAAUGGGAAUUUCUAAUGAAACUCUGAACUCGAAAACUAUCAUUCAAUUCUUUAACGAAUAUUUAUCACUCACUAAAAAAGAAAUGGCAACACUGUACAAAGCAAACAUAUUAGCAGUAGAUUUGCUAGCCGUCUUCAAAUUCCAGGAAAUUCCAGUAAUGUGUAGCUUAUCGGAAUCUGUUGUGAACAGCAAGCAGCCACUCACUCUUUUGUUAUUUCUUACUGGAAAUGGGGACAUCACAUCGUGCCGCAAUCUCGCUCUAAUAUCGGCAAUGAGAGACGGUCCAAUCGACAGUAUGAUGUCGAAAUUCAGCCUUACCUUGAAUCAAACUGCCUCCUUAUUGGAUUUCCUGGAGAGGUCCACUCGGCUACCGUGGAGCAAUAUUUCCUUGGGACUAAACGUGUCUGUGACUGACUGGCCUCUCUUUGGUGCACUUUCAAUUAAAACAUUGUCAAACAUAACGUCGAUGUCUGUGUCGUCCAUUACUUCAUCAUAUUCCUUUAUGGAUCUAGGUGAUAUAGCCCGGCGGCAAAUAACUUCACAGCAGAAGAGCUCAUACCAUGGAGAUCUAGUUCGUCUUGCUUCGUCUUUAUUCGCGUUGAAUGCCACUGAAGUUUGCGGGGCGUGUGAUAUUCCAAGACUGCCUACAUUAUCGAUCUUGAAGGCUUUUCUACAGAGACUUGGACAAGUUAUUUUUUUCGAUCCAAACACUCUUCCAAAAGAUUUGGGAUACGCCCUAGAGGACUUCUGGGAAACCGUUCCAUCCGAGUGGCCUAAGACAAUCCCUUAUAUCAUUCCAAAAUCGUUUGCAAAUUCAUCUAGCAUGAUUAAUGUAACUGAGAAUGAUCUCGCCAAAAUAUUGGGCUUCCCAGACAAAAGUCACUUCCUGAACAUGACUUUGAGGGAUUAUACGAACUUUAUCACAACUCGCUUGGCGACUCUUGUGAAGUGUAGCGUCGAUGCAAAAUCCGUGCCCUUGUCAAGGGUUGCAGCCACGAAUGGUAUCCCUGACAACUCUCUUGCAGCAAUGAAUGUUAUAGAUCUUAUCAAUGCAACAUGCUACGGUACGUCCGCUGCAAAUGUUUCCUUCAUUUUUCGCUGGUCGCCAUCAGAUGUUUUAGUGCUGAGUAACUACUCGCUGGGGAAUGCUGCCCACUGCAAGGGGAUCGCCGUGAGCCAGGUGGCUCAGUUGACUCUUAUGGAUCUAGCGGACGUAAUGCUUAGGGAGGUCCAUGGAUGCCCUCCCCCCACUCCACCCCCCUGCCGGACGGGUACUGUCCGGCUCUCACCGUCAACAAAUUGCACAGAUGUCAAUGAAUGCUCCUCUCCAGAUAUUUGCCAGUCUGGACAGAAGUGCUUGAACUUCUUUGGCGGAUAUCAGUGCGUAUGUGAAUCCCCCGGCUUCACCGUCAUCAAUAAACUUUGUGAAACGGUGCUUAAAUACGUCAUCACAUUCACGAUGCCUGCUGAGGUGUUUGUCUCUCAGUAUAUCGACACAUCGACCCCUGAAUACUACACGAUGAAGGAGGCGAUACAGAGAGAGGUAGGUAUAUCGACACAUCGCCCCCCGAAUGCUACAUGA